CUUCUCUUCAUAAACAUCCUGAAUCUGAAUUCCAACUUUAGAUAAAGACCUUUCCUGAGAGGAGAGCAUUCACAGAAGUGUUAUUGCCACCAGAUCAAGGUCACCACUGCUGAGAGCACCAAGACACCAACAGUGUGCAUCCCAUCUGUUUCCUCAAUGUCCCAGCUCAGAGGAAUCCAUAGAGAGCUACCCCAGUGACCUUGCUCCUAGAGAAGAGGUGACAUCACAGGAGGACCAUUGGAAUCACUACUCAGGAAAAGACAACAUCUUGGUAUCAUAGCUCAGGCUAAGAUCAGACCAUUGCACAACCUCCUUAAUGCUGCUAUUACAGGCUUGAAUUUGAUCUUGAAGAAGUAAAAACACUGUAAAGAAGAAAAUAGUCAAAGGUUAAGGAGUGUGAACCAAACCAAAAUUUAAAGUGAAAGCCAGGAAUACCAUUGAAAUUUCCCAAGCAUGGGUCAGACUUCCUCUUCUACACCCCCUGCAAAGGAGGAUCCUUAUUUGCUCUCCAGCUUUGGGACAAAUCUUCAGAACUUCAAGAGGAAAACCAAAAUCCUGUCUGAGGAAUUAAUCACCUUAAUUGAAGCAUCCCUAGAGAAAGGAAAACUUCGGAAAACAGUUUCUGCAAUCAGAAAUGCUCUGGGUGACAUUGAGAAAGUCCCAUUGAACAUUGCAGUGAUCGGGGAGGUUGGGGCUGGAAAGUCCAGUCUCAUCAAUGCGUUACAGGGAGUAAAAGCUGAUGAAGAAGGUGCAGCUGCUACUGGGGUGGUAUGUACAACCACUGAGAGAACGCCAUACCCAUAUGCAAAGUGUCCCAGUGUGACACUAUGGGACCUGCCUGGUAUUUCAUUUUUUGCCUUGCAUCCAUAUGAUUAUUUGAAGAAAAUCAACUUUGAGGAGUAUGACUUCUUCAUUAUUGUCUCUUCUGUACAACUUUUACUUAAUGACACAUUACUUGCCAAAGCCAUGGUACAAAUGAAGAAGAGUUUCUAUUUUGUAGUAACCCAUACAGAUAAGAUAGAAUUAAAUGAGCUCCGUGAUAACAUUUCAAGUAUACUCAAAGUAGUGACCAAUGAGGAGCCUCCACUCUUUUUAGUCUCUAACUUUGAUGUGUCUCACUAUGACUUCCCAAAGCUGGAGACCACCCUUCUAAGAGAACUCCCAGACUACAAACGCCACAUGUUCAUGGUGACUUUGUCAAUUGUUACUGAUUCCACCAUAGACCAGAAGAAGGAUAUGCUGAAACAAAAGAUCUUGAAGGAAUCCAAAAUGCCAAAGGCUAUUAUCCCAUUCAGGGGAUUGACCCAAAAUGACCUAGAGAUGUUGGAACAGGCUUUGAGUGACUAUAGAUCUUUCUUUGGCCUGGAUGAGGCAUCACUGGAAAACAUUGCUAUGGUUUUGAACAUGACACUGGAGGAACUCAAGGCAAACAUUAAGUCUCCACAUUUGUUCUCAGAUGACACAGAUACAUCCUUAACUGAUAAACUAUUGAAGCACAUUAGAAAUCCUUUUGUUUCAAAGGUUUUCCACUUGCAAAAUUAUUUCAUAGACACAAUUGCGAGCGAUGUUAAAGUUAUCCUCAGUAGUGAAGAGCUUUUGACAGCAAAGCAACCUCCAUUGUACAUACCUACACGCAAGCCUUCCUCUAGCAGCCUCUCUCCUCUAACUGAUCAAAUUUUGGCUUUCACCUUUGAAAAUUUUUUUAAGAAUUUCAAGAAGGAAAGCAAAAUCCUCUCUGAGGAAACCAUCACCUUGAUAGAAUCUCAUCUGGAGAAUAAGAACCUUCAGGGAGCACUGUCUGAAAUUAGUCAUGCUCUGAGAAAUAUUGACAAAGCCCCACUCAACAUUGCUGUGACUGGAGAAACAGGGACAGGGAAAUCCAGCUUUAUCAAUGCCCUGAGGGGAGUGAGGGAAGAAGAAGAAGAAGAAAGUGCAGCCCCCACUGGGGUGUUAGAGACAACCAUGAUGAGAAAUCCAUACCCACACCCAAAGAUUCCCAACGUGACAAUAUGGGACUUGCCUGGCAUUGGGACCACUAAGUUUGAACCAAAAAACUACCUAACAGAAAUGAAGUUUGGUGAGUACGACUUCUUCAUUAUUAUCUCAGCUGCACGCUUCAAAGAAAUUGAUGCAUGUCUGGCCAAAGCCAUUGCAAAGAUGAACACAAAGUUCUACUUUGUCAGAACCAAGGUCGAUCAAGAUGUCAGUAAUGAACAGAGGAGUAAACCUAAGUCUUUCAAUAGAGACAGUGUCUUAAAGAAAAUUAGAGAUGACUGUUCAGAGAAGCUUCAGGAGGUUCUCUCCAGUCAGCCUCCAGUCUUCCUAGUCUCUAACUUUGAUGUGUCUGACUUUGACUUCCCAAAGCUGGAGACCACCCUACUGAGGGAGCUCCCAGCCCACAAGCGUCAUGUCUUCAUGAUGUCCUUGCACAGUGUUACUGAGACUGCCAUUGACCGGAAGAGAGAUUUCCUCAAACAGAAGAUCUGGCUGGAGGCCCUGAAGGCUGGAGUAUGUGCCACCAUUCCACUUGGGGGCUUCAUCAGAGAUGAAAUACAGAAGUUGGAGGAGACCUUGAAUCUCUACAGGUCUUACUUUGGGCUGGAUGAAGCCUCACUGGAAAAUAUUGCCAAGGAUUUUAGCGUUCCUGUGAAUUCAGUCAAGGAACACCUUAAGUGUCUCCAUGUGUUAACAAAGGAAAAAGACAUGUCCUUCAAAGAAAAACUGUUGAAAUAUAUUGAAUCUAUUUCCUAUGUUACUGGGGGACCACUUGCCUCAGGCCUUUACUUUAGAAAGACUUACUAUUGGAAAAGUCUCUUUAUUGAUACUGUGGCAAGUGAUGCCAAGUCUCUCCUUAAUAAGAAAGAGUUUUUAUCAGAGAAGCCAGGAUCGUGCAUGUCUGACUUCCCUGAAUAAUGGGAAACAGGAAUGGAGCUGUGAGGUGCUAACAUUUGAACUGGCUUCAGGUACUGACUUAAAGCUACUUUUAAGCAGCAAACAUUUUCUUGGAAAGACCAGAGAAUUCAUGUCUUUCACAGACAGACUAUCACUGAAACAAGUGGAAAAAGAGUGGUCCACAUUUGAAGGACUGUCUUCCAUUAAAUCGUCAUUAUGAGAAUAUGUGGUUGUAUACAUAUGACUUGCAAUAUCUUUGUCUAAUUUACCUUGGAUCAUUAGUACCACUAAUAUUCCCCAAACAGUGCCACACUCCCAUAAGAUGAAGAAGUUAGUAGACUGUAUAACCAUUUGUGCUUUUUUAUAUCUGCCUCAGUUCCAGAAUAAUGACACAGAGGUUCAUUUAUGCAUUAAUGCCUGUACUUUAGCUAAGAUUCUUCUGCAACUAUCUUAUAACUAAAAUAACAUGUUUAUAAUAUUCUAUGUCUGAUACAAGGCUGGUUGCCUCUUCUCAGUGUCAUAUGUUCAACUUCCUCCACAACUUGGUGGGAAUCUCUUCAGUCUGACUCUUUCCCAGAAUCUAUCACUCUCUCUCUCUCUCUCUCUUUCUGUCUCCAGGUUAUCCCACCUGUUUUCUCAUUUUCUCAAGCCUUUCUGUGGACCAUUCAGCGCUUUGCUGACAGAUGAUGUUUUUACAUAGUACAAAAGAGAUUAUUGCUACAAUCCUGUCCUGAAUUUCUUUUAGGGUUCAGGAAGUAUAGACUGAAUCCCAGCACACAUCUCCCCAUGGGGUGUUAUCUCCUUAGACAUGGUAGCCACACAGCAGAUGGAAUGAUCACCAUUGUCCAUGUACCCUCUAGGAAGGGCUGGAUAAUACAUGAAUAAAUAGACACACCUGGAGAUUCAUGCAGACACAGCCAUUUUACUCUAUAUCCUUCAGCGAUCAACAGGAUAAGUUUGGAACUUGGGUUGUAGUUAACAUGGGCUCUCAUUAAAUUGUCAUUUCUUGUGGUAUGGUAAAGGCUCAACAACAUCUUAAAAUCUAGCCUCAUGCUGAACACCAGGUGAUUAACACAAGAGCCUAUAGUCGCUUUCCCAACUUCAUUCUCCUUUCUCUUCCUCUUUCUUCUCUUGCUAUUUCUCCUGCUUUUCCCCUUCUUCCUCCUCACUCUUCUUGUCUCUUCUGCCUAUACUUGUCCCACUUCUUCUGUCUUUCAUUUGCCCACUCAGUUUAUGACUUGUAAACACAGUAUCUACAGGGAAGCCUUGCAGCCUGGAAAACUUUGGAAGAGUUGGUAUUUCAGCUUUUGUCCAAACAGCAAGAAUUCUGUCUUCUCUCUUCCCUAAGGAAUGACAGGGAUUUGCUGUUUCUGGGUUUUUUUGUUGUUGUGGCGGUGGUGGGGUUUUUUAUCUCUAAGAAAUUCAGUUGGUAAAAAAAGGGGCAUUUUGAGUAGAAGAGGUUAUCUGACAUAUUCAAAGCCUCCUGCUGUAGAAAGAGUCUCUUGUGCAAUGCAUGGAAGCUUCACCUGUUAAUGAAAUGCUGUUGGCCUAAUAUCAAAAGGCAAGAAGUAAUGAAAUAGAGUUUCAGUAGAAAAGAAUGGAAUUCUGGGAGACAGAGAGCAAGGGGGAGAUUUUUGUCAUAACACUGAGGAAGACAAAUGCAUGAAACUGGGCAUAGGUAACUAGCCACAUGGCAGGACCAAGAACAAAAUAAAUGGGAAAAUUAAGCUGUGAGCUAGUUGAGGAACAAUUCCAAGAUUUUGGCCUAGGCAUUUAUUCAUAUUUAGUAAGUCUCAGUCAUUAUUUCUGAAAAUAAACAAGCCAGUUGGAAAACUUA
Messenger RNA from Grammomys surdaster, 4729 nucleotides. RefSeq lists its product as uncharacterized. Gene Ontology annotation, biological process: defense response; cellular response to interferon-beta. Lineage: Eukaryota; Metazoa; Chordata; Mammalia; Rodentia; Muridae. The record is from RefSeq and is a predicted model, not a curated record. Gene Ontology annotation, cellular component: endoplasmic reticulum membrane. Bases 454 to 2913 code for a protein of 819 amino acids. Gene Ontology annotation, molecular function: GTP binding; GTPase activity. The transcript has 5 exons.